AUGGCUAAGACCGUUAGUUUUGCCAGCAAUAUGAGGAAAACGGCCAGGUACGACGUCCUCGAAGAGGGAGAAAAUCUGGACGAUGACGAGUUGGAAAGCCUCGGGGGAAUGGACCUAGACCACAGUGACCCCCGCGGUGACUCGCCGACCUUUCCAGACCAGUGGAAUCAUGAUCGUGUCUUAUGGGAUCAGCGCCUCCGCAAGAUACAACGACUAGCCUUGGCCGAAGGAAUUCUGCUGAUGAUUCUUCUCGGAUACAUUGUCUUCCUCAAUAUUGGUACCGCCUGGUCUCGACAAGGAGUCAUCCCGUUGGGAGUUGACCCUAGUGGUUUUGUCCCUCCAGAAAUCGGACAGCCUGUCAAGUGGGCCAAGUACGAUGACGGGACUGAUCCGCACUAUUUUAAGCCCGAUGUUUUUGAGAGCCUCGAAAGUGUACAAGCUGCUGCGAGGGGUUUCAAAAUGCUGCAUAACGCAUCAAAUGUUAGAAUCAACGGAAAAUACAGCACGUACAUGGAUUUCGAUAACAAGCAGCUACCGCUUCCUGCGUAUGUCACCCGCAAGGGUUCAGAACUGUAUAGUAUCCGGGCUUUUCACCAGAUGCACUGCAUAUCAAUUAUUUUCGAGGACAUUGGCUACAGGGUGAAUAAUAAGACGUCAAAGUGGGAAACGGGCCAUGUCAUUCACUGUUUGAAUACCGUAAGGGACUUCUUUGCGCUGAGGGAGUGGGCCCACGACCCGGUACGGGCAGUGAAAUGGGUCAAUGUUGCACCAGAGGAUGAGAAAGAUAAAUAUGACGAGAUCGUAGACUAG
Messenger RNA from Colletotrichum fioriniae, 810 nucleotides. RefSeq lists its product as uncharacterized. The record is from RefSeq and is a predicted model, not a curated record. NCBI's taxonomy places the organism in Eukaryota, Fungi, Ascomycota, Sordariomycetes, Glomerellales, Glomerellaceae. Gene Ontology annotation, biological process: mycotoxin biosynthetic process.